Messenger RNA from Cajanus cajan (pigeon pea), 2021 nucleotides. RefSeq names its product monolignol oxidoreductase AtBBE-like 13. Gene Ontology annotation, molecular function: FAD binding; oxidoreductase activity. NCBI's taxonomy places the organism in Eukaryota, Viridiplantae, Streptophyta, Magnoliopsida, Fabales, Fabaceae. The record is from RefSeq and is a predicted model, not a curated record.
AAGCAUCCCUCAUUCCCUCCCCAUAAAAUUACACCAUUCUGUCACUAAAGCUCAAUUAUAUAUACAACAUUGGUGACACCCUCCUUGGCACAAACCAGAGUCCAAAACCUGAGAACACAAAAACCAUGGUGUCACCAUUCUCACACUUGUCGCUUUUAGUUGUAGUCCUCCAAUUAUCAGUUUCGUGGGCAAAUUCAGUUUCACUUCAAGAAAGUUUUGUCCAAUGCCUCAGCUUGAUUUCUGACAGAACAUUUCCAUUUAACUCAACAAUUUACACUCCAAACAAUCCUUCAUUCACCAGCGUCCUUGACUCCUCCGGUCAGAAUCAAAGGCUUUUGGUGCCUUCAGCACCAAAACCCAACUUUAUAUUCAUACCACACCGUGAUUCCCAUGUCAAAGCAGCUGUGAUUUGCUCCAAGAAACUUGGGAUUCAUUUAAGAGUCUUAAGUGGUGGCCAUGACUAUGAAGGAGUCUCGUACGUUUCCGAAAUUGAAAGCUCCUUCAUUGUUGUUGAUUUGAUCAAGCUCCGUGGCAUCAAAGUUGAUAUCCAAAGCAACACUGCUUGGGUUCAAGCUGGUGCCACAAAUGGUGAAGUGUACUACAGAAUAUAUGAGAAGAGUUCAGUUCAUGGUUUCCCUGCAGGCGUUUGCACAACUUUAGGAAUUGGAGGGCACAUUACAGGAGGAGCAUAUGGAACCAUGGUAAGAAAAUAUGGUCUUGCGGUGGAUAAUGUCCUAGAUGCUAAGAUUGUUGAUGCCAAUGGAAGGAUUCUUGAUAGGGAAGGCAUGGGGGAGGACUUGUUUUGGGCCAUAAGAGGAGGUGGAGGUGGAAGCUUUGGUAUCCUUCUUUGGUGGAAGAUAAAGCUUGUUCCUGUGCCACCAACUGUGACAGUUUUUACAGUUAACAAGACCCUUGAGCAAGGUGCAACCAAGCUUCUUCACAGGUGGCAGGAAGUGGCACCCUUUGUUGAUGAGAACCUCUUCAUCAGAGUCCUCAUUCAGAAAACACAGAGAACUAUCACAACUUCUUACAAUGGUCUCUUCCUUGGUGGGGCCAGAACACUUCUCCAAAUCAUGAAGACAAGCUUUCCUGAGUUGGGGUUGACAAGAAAGGAUUGCUUGGAAACUAGUUGGAUCAAAUCUGUGCUCUAUUUUGCAGGCUUUCCUAGUGGCACCACCCCUGAAUUUCUGAUGAAAGCAAAGGCACAAAAGGUCUUCUUCAAGGGAAAAUCAGAUUUUGUAAGAGGACCAAUACCAGAAACCGGGCUUGAGGGGUUGUGGAAAAGGGUGCUGAUAGAAGAUAGCCCCUUGAUAGUAUGGAGUCCCUUUGGUGGAAGGAUGAACCAUUUUUCAGAAUCUGAUACCCCAUUUCCCCACAGAAAAGGAACACUGUUCAUAAGUUUGUACUUGUCCUUUUGGCAAGAGGGAGAAAAGAAUGUUGCAAAGCACAUAGAUUGGAUUAGGGACCUCCACAACUACAUGGGUCCUUAUGUUUCUAGCUCCCCGAGGGAACAAUAUGUGAACUACCGUGAUCUUGAUUUGGGAAUAAACACCAAAAACAACACAAGCUACGUAGAGGCAAGUUCUUGGGGUUAUAGGUAUUUCAAGAACAACUUUGACAGGUUGGUAAAGAUAAAGACCAAAGUGGAUCCUCAAAACGUCUUCAGGCAUGAGCAGAGCAUCCCACCACUUCCACUUUGAAAGCACAAGGCAGAAAUUAGAAAUAAAAGGCAAUGUGAUGCUACAAUCAUUAAACUGUGGUAUCUAUAAAUUUGUGAACUUGUUUGGAGCAAUAAGGACACAGUUUGAUAUGUUACUUUGUUUUUGGUCGAGUUAAUGUUGUAAGAUACUACUUAUUGCUAUCUGUCUUCUCUAUUUGUAUAUUUCGCUAGACAAUGUGUCGGUGUGAGUGAAGUGUUUCUUCCCAAGAAAAUAACUGUGGUAUCACUAGUUGUAUUAUUCUGUCAAACAUGAUUCUCAUGUGUGUCAGUUUUAGAAGCACAAAAAAUAAUUCUUAGCAGA